AUGUUGGAGGCUAUUGGGAAUACUCCUUUGGUUAAACUUAAUCGUAUUCCAGAAGAAUAUGGAAUUGAAUGCAAUAUUUAUGGAAAAUGUGAAUUUCUGAAUGCUGGAGGUUCCAUAAAAGACCGUAUAGCUGUUAAAAUGUUGGAAAUGGCUGAGCAGAAUGGACGUUUAAAGCCAGGAAUGACCGUUAUAGAACCAACAUCGGGCAAUACAGGAAUUGGAUUGGCUUUGGCAUGUGCUAUUAAAGGGUAUCGCUGUAUAAUAAUUAUGCCGCAAAGAAUGAGCCGUGAGAAAGAAGUGACGUUAAAAGCAUUGGGGGCCGAAAUUAUCAGAACUCCAAAUAAUGCACAUUAUAAUAGUCCAGAUUCUCAUGUUGGAAGGGCUUUUAAAAUGAGAAAAGAAAUUCCAAAUUCUAUUGUGUUGGAUCAGUACAAAAACUGUACAAAUCCAUUGGCUCAUUAUGAAAGUACAGCAGAAGAAAUUUUAGAUGCUUUGGAUGGGAAAGUAGAUAUGGUUGUUAUUGGUGUAGGUACUGGAGGUUCGAUAACAGGAAUAUCAAGAAAGAUGCGCAAACGUUGCCCUCAAUGCAUUAUUGUUGGUGUUGAUCCACAAGGAUCAGUAUUGUCUUCUGGGACUCAUGGAAAAGAAGAAAAUAGUCAUCAUGAAAGAUAUCAAGUAGAAGGGAUUGGUUACCAAUUUGUGCCUUCUGUUCUUGAUAUGAAUGAUGUUGAUCGAUGGGAGAAAACAGAAGACUCCGAAACAUUCCAAAUGGCCAGAGAAUUACACUUAAAAGAAGGAAUUUUGUGUGGAGGUUCUUCUGGUGCUAUACUUGUUGGUGCUCUACGUGCAGCUAAGCAAUUAAAGAAGGGGCAGAAUUGUGUUUUUCUUUUGCCGGAUGGGGCUAGAAAUUAUUUAAAUAAAUUUCUUAGUGAUGAAUGGAUGGUGAGGAAUUUUAAUUUUAAUUUGAAUUUUUGA
Molecule: messenger RNA, 975 nt
Organism: Meloidogyne enterolobii
Lineage: Eukaryota; Metazoa; Nematoda; Chromadorea; Rhabditida; Meloidogynidae
Source: the annotation of a GenBank genome assembly